Molecule: messenger RNA, 4531 nt
Organism: Thunnus maccoyii (southern bluefin tuna)
Lineage: Eukaryota; Metazoa; Chordata; Actinopteri; Scombriformes; Scombridae
Product: inactive phospholipase D5-like
Exons: 10
Coding region: 413-2122 (569 amino acids)
Molecular function (GO): catalytic activity
Source: RefSeq, a predicted model, not a curated record
AAGAGAGGAGAGCCAGAUGAUAGAAAGUGUGAGUAGAUAGAUAGAUAGAUAGAUAGAUAGAUAGAUAGAUAGAUAGAUAGAUAGAUAGAUAGAUAGAGGCAGGCAGCAUCCUGUUGUGAUUUAGGUGUGUCUUUUUGUGUUAGAGUUUUCAUCCACUCAUUGAUAUAACAGCAGGAGAGGCGAGGAGGAGCAUCACUUUUCCUCUCUGACACACACACACGUGCAUUUACAAACACCAACACUGUUCAUUUUCACUGCGGAGAGGGACGGACCCCCCACCCCCCCCUCCUCUCUGACUCCAGGGGAAGAGACACACACACACUCUCUCUCUCUCUCUCUCUUUCUGUUUCUUUCACCGCACACACUCAGAAAAGCACAUGUGUUUCAUGGACUGGCAACAGAGGGAUGCGUCAUGAAGUCUCAGCAGAAGUGCAUUGUGAUCUUUGCCUUGGUGUGCUGCUUCGCCGUACUGGUGGCGUUGAUUUUCUCAGCUGUGGACGUUUGGGGUGAAGACGAGGACGGGAUCACAGAGGAGAACUGCAGCAAGAACUGCAGAGUUGUGCUGGUGGAAAACAUCCCAGAAGACAUCUCCUUCUUAGAAAAUGGUACAUCCCACCUGCCCCUCUCAGCGGGGCUGUACAACUUACUGGACCAAGCUAUCCGCGUUGUAGAGAUAGUUUCCCCGCUGUGGCUCCUCAACUCCUCCGAUUAUGAGUCCAGUUUUCAGCCUGCUGCCAGACAGGGCAGGGCUCUGCUGUCCAGGCUGCAGGGGCUGAAAGCUAAAGGAAUCCAGCUGAAGAUCUCCAGCGGGUUGAUUGACUCGACUGAGCUCAACACGCUCGCCAGACACAAUGCCGAGGUCCACUAUGUGAACAUGACAGCGCUCACCAAAGGUCACCUCCACUCCUCUUUCUGGGUGGUCGACAGGAGACACUUCUACAUCGGCAGCGCCAGCAUGGACUGGAGAUCCCUGGCCACAAGGAAGGAGCUGGGUGUGUUGGUGUACAACUGCAGCUGUUUGGCUCUGGACCUCCACAGGGUGUUCAGUCUCUACUGGGGGCUCCAGUAUAAAGACUUCAUUCCCUCCUUCUGGUCCAAGCGCCUGUUCGCCCUCUUCAACAAGGACGCACCGCUGGACCUCACCUUUAACAGCACCAAGGCUCAAGCCUACGUCUCUAGCUCCCCAGAUGUUUUCAUCCCCAAAGAUCGUAGCAAUGAUCUGGAAGCCAUUUCCAGGGUCAUCCAGGAAGCCCGUCAUUUCAUAUAUAUCUCCAUCAUCGAUUACCUGCCCCUCCUCAGCAGCAGCGCUCACAGGUACUGGUCUCGUAUCGAUGGUCUUAUCCGGGAGGCUCUGAUCCUGAGGAAGGUGCGAGUCCGUCUGCUGAUAAGUUGCUGGGAAAAGACUCAUCCGCUUACUUUUAACUUCAUCUGGUCCCUGAGGAGUCUGUGUAUGGAGCCGGCCAACUGCUCACUGGAAGCUAAGUUCUUCAACCCCAGAGUGCAGCGGGAUGGCAGUCUCCAGGGCAUAAACCACAACAGGUUCAUGGUGACAGACAGAGCCAUUUAUUUAGGGAACCUUGAUUGGGUUGGGAAUGAGUUUGCCUUUAACGCAGGAGCAGGCCUGGUAAUCAGUCAGCCGGAGGGCAUCGAGGACAGGAACUCAACGGUGGUGGAGCAGCUACGGGCUGCGUUUGACAGGGACUGGUUUUCACGUUACACCCGCUCCCUGCAGACCAAUAAGAUUCCUGUCUGCAACAAGCACCAGAUCAACAGGCUGGUGACAGUCAAAACAAGCCACCUUGACAAUGGAGCAGUGCCUAUCAGGACAGUCCAGCACGAUAACGGACCUGCACCGAUGAGAAACAGUCACAAAGAUGACGGGCAGACAUCAGUCAAAACAAGGCACCAUGAUGACAGACUUGAAAAAAUUAAUCGCCAAGGAAUGACCAAUGGACUGGUGCCAAUUAUAGACAGUUACCAAGAGAGGGGACACGUCAAAGUGAGUCACGAUGACAACAGACAGGUACAAAUCAAAGGUAAUUAUUAUGACAAUCCAAUGGAGUCACCCAGUCAGUCGGUGGAGAGCAGCGGCAGCAGAGAGAUCUCCAACGGCUCCCUGUGACCACAAAGCAUGAAGGGUUUCUUUUCACUGAAUGAUGUUUGGAGAACUGCUCUCUUCCAGUGACAAUGGACUUAAAUCACUGGAUCUUUGUAGCAUUUUAUUGCUAUUAUUUUGUAGAAAAGAAAAAACUUUAAAGAUUUAAGUAAUAUCUGGUUUGCAGGACUUUAUAAAGUAUGCGGAAGAACUCAGGAAGGAAUAUGAAUGCUCUUCUGCAGUUUGGCACUUUUGACGGAUUCUUGAAGAACAACACCAAAAUAUUUUGGUUUGGAAGACAUACUUAGAAAAAAUAACAACUCCAACAACCUUGCUACUUAUUUAAUCUUUUUAUCUGUCCUUGUUAUGAUUCCUCAAGCAAAGGAAACAGAUGAAAUCUUAUUGAUUGCAUAAAUAUUGUAUGUCACCUAAGCUGUUUUAUGGUAGUCACAACUUACACACUUUUAAAAGGGAGAAUGACACCUGCAUGUCUUUGCAGAGAUGGGAGGCAAUGCAACAUGUGUAGCUACACCAGCUACAUGUAGCUAUAAAGCUACACUCCAGAGUAGCUAAAGAUUUUCCACAGAACUGUAUUAACAGUACAUGUUGUGAAUUUCUUACUGCUUCUGUACUCAGAUUGUUAGUGGGCCUCAUGUAAAUAGUUUUGUGCAUCUUCAGCAGUAUUCUGAGUGAGUUACUUUGCAUUCAAAUAAUAUUUAAAACCGCAAACGUAACAACCAGCAACUUCAAAUUUUCAUCCCAGACCAAAUCAGAAACCAUCAGUUUAAUAGCUAACAUUUUUUCAAAUGACCUUAAUAGAAACAGACAACCCCAUAUGGCCAAGUAAUUUAUUUAACUGUCACUAGACACAAAGAGACAAACAUAAUUCAUGUUUUUCUUUUGAAAUAUGUCAAGUUUUUAAAAGCAUUUAGAAUUUACAUUCACCAGAUCCCACUAAUGGAUUUUUAAACAUUUCAGUGGAAGAGCCAAAAGAGUGAUUUCAUUUACAUUGACAGAAAGUCUUGCUGGGCUUUGAGUGGAUUGAUCAAAUCAUGUUCAAAUACCGCAAGCACUAAACACUGUACAGAGAGCGGUUACAUAAUCCAGGACUUGAUACGUCACAUAUCUCUAUAUCAAAAUGUUUUAUUUCAUUGCAGUCAUAAUUGAAUGAGAUGAUGUAUUUACUCUACUUUUUAUUACAUGACAUCAAGAGACCUGUGACCUAGAAAUUUCAAUAAGUCGCCAUCAUUGAAAAACUACAGCCUUCAUUACUUAAGUCAAAGGCAGGUACAAUAUUUUUUUCCCUGGUGUGAAAGGGGAUAUUGAUCCGAGAGGGUGUUAAUAGAUAAUCAUUCCAGUUCCCAUAUACAAAUCCAAGGGAAAGAAAAGGAAUUGAUGGGAUAUCUGUAGCAUCCUUCCAAAUGCAAUGUUGUGACUUAUUGAACAAAUACUGAGGGAGCAGUAAGAUGAAGGGGCCAGAGGGUCUCUGCAGUCAGCCUAAUCAAUACAAUGAAUUUUUAACAGAGCUUGACAGUUGCAAUUGCUGCAGUUUAACCUCAAGGACAUGGUGGCCUGUAAUGUCAUGCCUGUGACUGAAUAUAUAUUGCCUUUAACAUGUGGAGGGAGACAUAAAAAUACAUGAUUGUUAGUUAAAAAAACUAGUAAUUUACCCUUGACUGAAAGCUUGUAGUGACUUUCAUUUGCAUUUUGAAUGAUUGCAUGUCAGUUUAAGACCUUUGCACACUCUUUUGCUACGAGGGCAACUUUUAUCAACAAUGUAGGAACGUGUUUUAACUUCCAAAGCCAUUAAUCAAGGAGAAAUUUCCAGAGGGAGCAAACAACUUGCAGGGUGUCGUGGUCAGUGUGUUAAUGUGAAAGUUGAACAGGCGUAAUCAGUGUUUUAUCUGAACUAAUUUAGCAGCAUGAACAUUUGAAUCAUUUAAUUCUGCGGAUAAACUGGAGCUAGGGUUAUCAGGAUGCAGAGUACGUUCUGAUUUAAUCAGAAAGAAUCAGGCACUCGUUUUGGUAAAAUAUCCCGUGAUUUUUGGCAGAUAACACUAGUAGUCUGUGUGUUUGUGGCUGCUCUGUUUGUGCUACGGGUCAAAUAUAAACCACUACACAGACUCACAUCUGUCAUAACAUGUUUGUUAUGAUUAUAGACAUGCAGCCAAACCACUGAUCCCAAUGGAUCAAACAUUUGUCAGUCAAAACUGCACCAUUUAACAACUGUAGACUGGUCAUGGUGGAUAAAUUGUGCCAUCUAGUGGAUGCCAUGAGAAAGAACUUUUUUUCUCACUUAUCUGCUGCAAUAUGAUUUAAUCAUUUUUUAAAUCAGCCUUGAUCAAGUAUAUGAUUUUGUUCAUAACCACAGUUUAUAUGUCAGUUCAUAUAAAAUAUUUAAAAGGCAGCGACAUGGGAAUGUAGGUGAGUUUCCUG